Messenger RNA from Rhinopithecus roxellana (golden snub-nosed monkey), 2634 nucleotides. Its product is annotated as zinc finger protein 728-like. The transcript has 9 exons. The record is from RefSeq and is a predicted model, not a curated record. Gene Ontology annotation, biological process: regulation of cytokine production; negative regulation of transcription by RNA polymerase II; regulation of immune system process. NCBI's taxonomy places the organism in Eukaryota, Metazoa, Chordata, Mammalia, Primates, Cercopithecidae.
AUGGUGAGUGUGCCGGGUCCGACAUCCCCAGAGAGUGGCAGGGGCUGGUUGGAACCGGCGGGAAGUGGCUAUGGCGGGACUCUGGCCUCCCCGCAGUCAGCUCCACAUCUGCGCUCCGAGUUCUCCUUGCCUAGCUGGACCUCAGUCCCCUUCAGCCCUAAGAUGGCGGCUGCGCCGACAGCCGGCCCAGGGCGUCCUGUCUCUUCCCUGCGCUGUAAUUGUGCCCUGGCCUUGAGCCUUCUUGGGGCAGCUGCCAGCAGAGGAUUUCCACCCACUCACAAACACUCACUAGACAUUGAUGUGUCCACACCCCUCUCAGGACAAGGCACCACCCUCAGGAAUUUUACCACAGCAUUUUUGACCCUAGUAUCACUGACAUUUAGGGAUGUGGCCAUAGAAUUCUCUCUGGAGGAGUGGCAAUGCCUGGACACCGCACAGCAGAAUUUAUAUAGAAAUGUGAUGUUAGAGAACUACAGAAACCUGGUCUUCCUGGGUAUUGCUGCCUUUAAGCCAGACCUGAUCAUUUUUCUGGAGCAAGGAAAAGAGCCCUGGAAUAUGAAGAGACAUGAGAUAGCGGAAGAACCCCCAGUUAUAUGUUCUCAUUUUGCUCAAGACCUUUGGCCAGAGCAGGGCAUAGAAGAUUCUCUCCAAAAAGUGAUAUUGAGAAAAUAUGAAAAAUGUAGACAUGAGAAUUUACAGUUAAAAAUUGAUUAUACCAAUGUGGAUGAGUGUAAGGUGCACAAAAAAGGUUAUAAUCAGCUUAACCAGAGUUUGACAACUACACAGAGCAAAGUAUUUCAAUGUGGCAAAUAUGCAAACAUCAUUCAUAAACGUUCAAAUUCAAACAGACAUAAGAUAAGGCAUACUGGAAAGAAACUUUUGAAAUGUAAAGAAUAUGUCAGAUCAUUUUGCAUGCUUUCACACCUAUCUCACCAUAAAAGAAUUUAUACUAGAGAGAAUUCCUACAAAUGUGAAGAAGAUGGCAAAGCCUUUAACUGGUCCUCAACACUUACUUAUUAUAAGAGAAUUCAUACUGGAAAGAAACCCUACAAAUGUAAAGAAUGUGGCAAAGCCUUUAGUAAGUUCUCAGUCCUUAGUAAACACAAGAAAAUUCAUACUGGAGAGAAACCCUAUAAAUGUGAAGAAUGUGGCAAAGGCUUUAGUGUGUUCUCAAUCCUUACUAAACAUAAGGUACUUCAUACUGGAGAGAAACCUUACAAAUGUGAAGAAUGUGGCAAAACCUUCAGGUGGUCCUCAAACCUUACUAAACACAAGAGAAUUCAUGCUGGGGAGAAACCCUACAAAUGUGAAGAAUGUGGCGAAGCCUUUAAUACGUUCUCAAUCCUUACUAAACAUAAGGUAAUUCAUACUGGAGAGAAACUCUACAAAUGUGAAGUAUGUGGGAAAGCCUAUAAGUGGCGCUCAACCCUUAGUUAUCAUAAGAAAAUUCAUACUGGAGAGAAACCCUAUAAAUGUGAAGAAUGUGGCAAAGCCUAUAAGUGGCCCUCAACCCUUAGUUAUCAUAAGAAAAUUCAUACUGGAGAGAAACCCUACAAAUGUAAAGAAUGUAGCAAAGCCUGUAAGUGGUCCUCAACCCUUAGUUUUCAUAAGAAAAUUCAUACUGGAGAGAAACCCUAUAAAUGUGAAGAAUGUGGCAAAGACUUUAGUACGUUCUCAAUCUUUACUAAACAUAAGAAAAUUCAUACUGGAGAGAAACCCUACAAAUGUGAAGAAUGUGGUAAAGUCUUCAGCUCUUUCUCAGUCUUUAGUAGCCAUAAGGUAAUUCAUACUGGAGAGAAAAUCUACAAAUGUGAAGAAUGUGGAAAAGUCUAUAAGUGGCCCUCAACCCUUAGUUAUCAUAAGAAAAUUCAUACUGGAGAGAAACUCUACAAAUGUGAAGAAUGUGGCAAAGCCUAUAACUGGCCCUCAACCCUUAGUUAUCAUAAGAAAAUUCAUACUGGAGAGAAACCCUAUAAAUGUGAAGAAUGUGGCAAAGGCUUUAGUAUGUUCUCAAUCCUUACUAAACAUAAGAGAAUUCAUACUGGAGAGAAACCCUACAAAUGUGAAGAAUGUGGCAAAGGCUUUAGUACGUUCUCAAUCUUUACUAAACAUAAGAAAAUUCAUACUGGAGAGAAACCCUAUAAAUGUGAAGAAUGUGGCAAAGGCUUUAGUAUGUUCUCAAUCCUUACUAAACAUAAGGUAAUUCAUACUGGAGAGAAACCCUACAAAUGUGAAGAAUGUGGCAAAGCCUUCAGCUGGCCCUCAAGCCUUAGUAAACACAAGAGAAUUCAUGCUUGAGAGAAACCCUAUAAAUGUGAAGAAUGUGGCAAAGCCUUUAACUGGUUCUCAACCCUUAGUUAUCAUAAGAAAAUUCAUACUGGAGAGAAACCCUAUAAAUGUGAAGAAUGUGGCAAAGCCUUUAUUAAGUUCUCAGUCCUUACUAAACACAAGGUAAUUCAUACCAGAUAGAAACCCUACGAAUGUGAAGAAUGUGGCAAAGCCUUCAACUGGUCCUCAAGCCUUACUAAACACAGGAGAAUUCAUACUGGAGAGAAACCUUACAAAUGUGAAGAAUGUGGGAAAGCCUCUAAUAGAUCCUCAAUUCUUAACAGACAUAAGCUAAUUCAUACAUGA